Molecule: messenger RNA, 471 nt
Organism: Phlebotomus papatasi
Lineage: Eukaryota; Metazoa; Arthropoda; Insecta; Diptera; Psychodidae
Product: cysteine-rich PDZ-binding protein
Exons: 2
Coding region: 92-394 (100 amino acids)
Biological process (GO): cytoplasmic microtubule organization
Cellular component (GO): dendrite
Molecular function (GO): microtubule binding; PDZ domain binding
Source: RefSeq, a predicted model, not a curated record
AGUAACGAGAAUAUGGGACACUUCCAUAUUGGAAUUUGUGUUAUUGUUUACUUUCUAUUGAUAUUUAUCACAAUUUUUACAAGAAAACAGGAUGGUUUGUGAGAAAUGUGAGAAGAAACUCGAUCGAAUAGUCACACCAGACACUUGGAAGUCAGGGGCGAGAAAUACAGUAGAGUCCGGUGGGAGAAAAAUCAAUGAAAACAAGGCAAUCACAACAGCUCGACAGAGAUUUAAUCCAAUUGCAAAAACCUUCCCUCCUUGCAGAAUCUGUCGGCAAAAAGUCCAUCAAGCUGGAAGUCACUAUUGUCAGUCUUGUGCUUACAAAAAGGGCAUCUGCUCAAUGUGCGGCAAGAAAAUGAUAGAUGUGAAAAACUACCGACAAAGUGCAGCAUAAAACGGGGGGAAAAAUAGCCAAAGCAGUGCGAAAUUGUAAAUUUUCCCUUUGAAAUAAAAAAUGUAAACAUUUGUCCC